AUCGUUUAGCUUUAAAUUAAGGGAGCAGACCGACGUCUGCAUUCACACCCAUCGCCCACAGCUUAUGGUACGUACAGCUCGUUACUGUCUACUGAGGCAAAGGAUCAUGGUACAGGGGUCACAGAAGCAUAUGAGUGGAUGGCACAUUAUCACUGUUUUCCACAAAAUUGUUUUCCUAAUAAAGGCGCAAUUGAGGGUCAUGGUGGAUAGAAGUAUGGAGGACUCAAAACUGAGUCUUUGAAACAAGGCUUUUAGACUGUGUUGAUUUUCGACGCACAUAUGGAUACCUGCUCUUCGGUUAGUUAGUUCAGACUUAAAAGUGAUAUCGUCUCGCAAAAGAUUUGAACUAGUUUCUACAACACAUUCAUAGGAGAUGGAGGGCUGGCCAUUUAUUUCGGUAAACGUCACUGCUCAAGACCAGUCGGCAGAGAUCGCGGUUGCAGUUUUCCCUUUAAACAACACAAUGGAAAACACGACCGACAAUCCACUUUCAAAUGUUACGGCUCCGGCAGUCAAUAUUGCACAUAAAGUCAUUUCCAUCACCUUGGGAUUCCUGAUAUUCUUGGUGGGAAUCCUGGGAAACGUGCUAGUUAUCUGGGUGGUUACCCGAACCAAGACGAUGCACAGCACCACGAAUUGUUACUUGGUGAGUCUCGCCGCCGCUGACUGUAUAGUGCUCCUCACUGCCACUUUGCCGUUCACACUAGGACAGUUCUACAAAUAUGGGAUCAUACCAUACGGGAUUGUCUCAUGUGCCCUGUUGACAUUUUUUAGUUAUAUGGGAAUCAACGUGUCUUCUUUAUCUAUAACAGCGUUCACUGUAGAAAGAUACAUAGCCAUAUGCCAUCCGAUGAAAGCUUAUACUAUAUGUACCAUCUCACGCGCCAAAAAGAUCAUCAUUGCUUUGUGGGUAUUCAGCGCGCUCUACUCUGCACCUUGGUUAGCUCUUACUAAAAUCACUCCUAUAAAUGAAGUCAAUGAAACGACGUUCAAUAACUGUGACUAUAAACUCAAGAGAGACCAUUACUUUGUAUAUUACUUGGUGGAUCUUGUAAUGUUUUAUAUUCUUCCGCUGUGUCUCACCGCAGUGCUGUAUUUCCUGAUAGGGAGGGUCUUGUUCAGCAGCGAGAGGACGGGGGCUGUGGCGGAUAGUAUUAGACGACGCAAUCGCAAGAAUGAAAAAAAUCGAGAAGAGAUGGGGUCCAUUCAUAAAAAAUCUUCUACAAGAAGCGAACAAAACCCGUCUUCUAGGAUACAAAUCGUCAAAAUGCUAGCCGUUAUUGUGGUUCUCUUUGCAGUCCUGUGGCUUCCCUAUAGAGGUCUCGUCGUGUACAACUCUGUUUCAUCACGCCCGUUCUUAAAUGAAUGGUUCGUACUGUUUUGCUUAAUGAUGAUCUUUUUGAACUCUGCCAUUAACCCCAUUUUGUACAACGCCAUGUCGAAAAGGUUCCAGAGAGCGUUUAAGAGACUCCUGUGCCGCUCUGCCGUGAAGAGAAAGUUUGGGACAGGGUCAAACAUUCACACAACGUUUUCUGAGCUGCAAAAAGAGGACUCAAUUUACAGAUGAUAUCCAUAAAUGAAUUUUUCAAGAACACCAGUGUCUGACAAUGAUUACUAACGUAAUAAGGUACACUUGGAAGUACGUAUAAUGUCUUUACACUGUUCUUGAUACAUGUCCCAGUAUGUCGUACACUCAUGCAAUGCAAUGAUCAAUAAACGAUUUGCAAGUCGAAAGUAGACAGAAAUCCUCAAGUAAUGCAGAAUAGUUGGUUAGAGUAGUGCACACUGUAUAACAGGUCUCAGGCCCGUAGCCAGCAAUUUCAG
Molecule: messenger RNA, 1824 nt
Organism: Lingula anatina
Lineage: Eukaryota; Metazoa; Brachiopoda; Lingulata; Lingulida; Lingulidae
Product: thyrotropin-releasing hormone receptor
Biological process (GO): G protein-coupled receptor signaling pathway
Cellular component (GO): membrane
Molecular function (GO): thyrotropin-releasing hormone receptor activity
Source: RefSeq, a predicted model, not a curated record